AUGCACCAGGCUGGCCACUACUCCUGGCCUUCUCCAGCUGUGAACAGUUCAUCAGAGCAGGACCCCCAGAGGCAGCUUCCGGAGGUGCUAAGUGGCACCUGGGAACAACCUCGAGUUGACGGGCUGCCUGUGGUCACCGUCAUUGUCGCUGUCUUUGUUCUGCUGGCAGUCUGCAUCAUAGUGGCAGUCCAUUUUGGGCCAAGGCUGCACCAGGGCCAUGCCACUCUCCCUACAGAGCCACCGACCCCAAAGCCAGAUGGUGGCAUCUAUCUCAUCCACUGGCGGGUGCUGGGCCCCCAAGACAGUCCUGAAGAAGCACCACCGGGCCCUCUUGUCCCUGGCUCCUGCCCUGCGCCAGAUGGACCCAGGCCCAGCAUCGAUGAAGUCACUUGUCUGUAGGAGGGAGACUUUGGAAAGUUAGCCUGACCUAGCUCAGAACAAGAAACCGGGCAGAGAACUAGGGCAAAAGCAAAUUGGAGCCUGGGCAUCAGAGCGUCGGAAG
Messenger RNA from Pan troglodytes (chimpanzee), 502 nucleotides. RefSeq names its product small integral membrane protein 33 (gene SMIM33). The record is from RefSeq and is a predicted model, not a curated record. Lineage: Eukaryota; Metazoa; Chordata; Mammalia; Primates; Hominidae. Bases 1 to 399 code for a protein of 132 amino acids. The transcript is spliced from 2 exons.